AUGACGAAGUUAAAGAUUCAAGAACUUCGUGGCAAGAAGAAGGAGGACCUCAUGAAGCUGCUCUCAGAGCAGAGCUCCGAAUUAGCUUCACUUAGGGUAGCGAAGGUUACUGGUGGUGCGCCAGCAAAGUUGUGCAAGAUCAAGAUUGUAAAGAAAAACAUUGCUCGUGUUCACACAAUUAUCCAUCAGACUCAGAAGCAGGAACUCCGUAAACUGUAUGCGAAAGCACAACACAAGCCGAUUGAUCUUCGCAAGAAGAAGACUCGUGCUAUCCGCCGAAGGUUGACUGCUCACGAACAAAGCCUCCGAACUGCCAAACAGCUGAAGAAACAGAGAGCAUUCCCUAUGCGCAAGUAUGCUGUUAAGGCCUAA
Molecule: messenger RNA, 372 nt
Organism: Cooperia oncophora
Lineage: Eukaryota; Metazoa; Nematoda; Chromadorea; Rhabditida; Trichostrongylidae
Source: the annotation of a GenBank genome assembly